AUGGGAGGUCCUGAUGUUCUGAAAGCUGAACAGUGGUUGACCGUUAUCAAAAGAAUAUUGAAUUUUAUGGGAGUGGUCGGAAAUGACAGAGUGGCAUGUGCCACGUUUCAAUUUCAGGAAGAUGCUUUGAUUUGGUGGGAAAUGAUAUCCCUUACAAAGGAUGUUGCCAGAAUGAUCUGGGAGGAAUUUCGGGAAUUGUUCAAUGCUAAAUACUAUAAUGAGGCAGUCCGCAGUGCAAAGCGGAAAGAAUUUGUUGAGUUGGUACAAGGAGAGGGAAUGUUUGUAACUGAAUACACAACCAAGUUUGAUCGCUUGGCUAAGUUAGCCUUUGGAAUUGUACCAACGGAUUUUACUAAGAAGGAGAAGUACUUGGCUGGACUGAACGCCAAGAUUAAACAUGACCUGGUUAUUACAACGAAUGAUACCACAACUUACGCGGAAAUGGUUGAUAAGGCUCUUCGAGCCGAAGGAGCAGUAAAAUUUUUGCAUGAAAUCCGAGAGCCUCCUAUUGCCGGUGGGGUUAUUACUAUCCCUAUUUCUGGUCCUGGAAAAAAAAGUGGAGAUUCCACUUUUGAGCAAAAGAAAAGAACUUUUCCAUCUUCGGGAAGUUCAGGACAAAGUAAAAGGUUUCGAGGAAACCAGAACAAAGGAGGACGUCAGACUUACUCCUAUCCUGAGUGCCCGCGUUGCAAGAAGCAUCACCCCAGGACUUGUAACCGGAGAGCCUGUUUUCAGUGUGGUUUAGUGGGACACCUUAAGAAAGACUGUCCUCAGUUGAAGAAAGAGGAACCAAAGCCUGAGGUCAAACCUGUGCCUGCACCUGCUCGUGUAUUUGCUAUAACUCAGGCUGAUGCUGCUGCCAGCCCUUUAGUAGUUACAGGUCAGCUUCUAAUCAACGAUUUUUUCUGUAUAGUUUUAUUUGAUUCGGGUGCUACUCGAUCUUAUGUGUCAUCAAGAGUUCUUUAUCAGCUUGAUAGGCCUAGUGAUAUUUUUGAGACGGGGUUUGGGACCCUAUUGCCUAAUGGUGAGUUAAUUGUUUCAAGAAAGUGGGUUAGGUCAGUGUUAAUUAGAAUUGAAGAUAGAGAAUUGAGUGCUGAUCUUGUGGAGUUACCAUUGGCCGAGUUCGAUAUUAUACUCGGUAUGGAAUUUUUCCAAAUACUCUGCUAG
Cannabis sativa is the source of this 1167-nucleotide messenger RNA. RefSeq lists its product as uncharacterized. The record is from RefSeq and is a predicted model, not a curated record. NCBI's taxonomy places the organism in Eukaryota, Viridiplantae, Streptophyta, Magnoliopsida, Rosales, Cannabaceae. Gene Ontology annotation, biological process: proteolysis. Bases 1 to 1167 code for a protein of 388 amino acids. The transcript has a single exon. Gene Ontology annotation, molecular function: aspartic-type endopeptidase activity; nucleic acid binding; zinc ion binding.